AUGAAGUUGACAGUUAUUACAAUUUUUGUGGGGUUAUUUGUUUGCUUGGAAUUGUGUUCCGCCAGAGUGGUGGAUCGUUUGGAUCGCACGGAAAUUGGCACUCCAGCAAAAUUGAAAAUACCAACGGUGCAGGGUCGCCAGGCAUAUGCCGAAGAUGAUUACUAUGAGGAGGAAGAGGAUGAUGAGGAAGAAGAGGAGUUACAGCAAUCACUGUUGCAGGAUAAUAUAGCGGCUGGUGGCCAUGGAGGUGAUGGUGGUGGUUAUGAUGAAGGUGAAGAAGAUGAUAAUGAGGAGGAUGAUGGUGAUAACGAAGAAGAAGAGGAAGAUGAUGACCAAGGUGAACAACGUUUUAUGGAAGAUAGACGAUUCCUGAAAGCGGUCUAUGAUAUUUUAUAG
Musca vetustissima is the source of this 396-nucleotide messenger RNA. RefSeq names its product nucleolar transcription factor 1-like. Lineage: Eukaryota; Metazoa; Arthropoda; Insecta; Diptera; Muscidae. Bases 1 to 396 code for a protein of 131 amino acids. The transcript has a single exon. The record is from RefSeq and is a predicted model, not a curated record.